Messenger RNA from Elaeis guineensis (African oil palm), 1654 nucleotides. Lineage: Eukaryota; Viridiplantae; Streptophyta; Magnoliopsida; Arecales; Arecaceae. The record is from RefSeq and is a predicted model, not a curated record.
AUGGCGAUAGGAAGAACUCUGACCGCCUUGCCUGCAGCCAUCCUCACUCUCUGGAUCCUCUUCACAGUUUCCAUCUCGGAAGCUGUGGGUGGAUCCGGCAUCGGCGUCAACUACGGCAGGCUUGCGAGCAAUCUCCCCCCGCCGGCUCAGGUGGCGCAAUUUCUUGCUCGAAACACCGUAAUCGAUCGUGUUAAGCUCUUCGAUACCGAUCCAUCGACAUUGCAAGCCUUCGACAGCACCGGCGUAGCCAUUGAUGUCACCAUCUCUACCGACCUCAUCUCGAACCUCACCAACCUUUCCUUCGCCAAGUAUUGGAUUCAGGCCAACAUCCUCCCCUACAUCGCCGCCACCAACGUCACCCGCAUCCUCGUCGGCAACGAGGUCCUAUCGACUGCCGGCAAAUCACUGAUCUCCGGCCUCGUGCCGGCCAUGCAAAACCUCCACACCGCCCUCGUCGGCGUGUCGCUGCACCACAAGAUCAAAGUCUCCUCCCCACACUCCUUAGCCAUCCUCUCCGCCUCCGAUCCACCAUCCCUUGGGAGAUUCCCCGACGGCUACGACACCGCUAUAAUGAAGCCGUUGCUCAACUUCUUAAGAGCUACAAAUUCCCCUUUCAUGGUGAAUGCAUACCCAUUCUUUGGUUUCACUCAUGAUACCCUCGACUACGCUCUUUUCCGGCUGAACUCCGGCGUGGUGGACGACAACACGGGCCUCACGUACACCAACAUGUUGGACGCGCAACUGGACGCUAUCUUCUCCGCAAUGAAGCUCAUGGGUUUCACCGACGUCGAUAUCGUCGUAGCCGAAACCGGAUGGCCAUCGAUGGGCGAUGCCGGGGAGGUUGGCGUCGACAUGGAUAGUGCCCGGGACUACAACAAGAACCUUAUGCGGCAUGUGGCUUCCGGUAUGGGCACCCCGCUGAUGCCCAACAGAACAUUUGAGACAUAUAUCUUCUCACUCUUCAAUGAGGAUCUCAAACCGGGGCCGAUGUCGGAGAGGAACUUUGGGCUGUUCCAUCCCAAUAUGAUGCCCGUCUAUGACAUUGGAAUUCUUACAACCGAGGUGAGAAAACAGGUGAACCCAGUGGUGACCCCCGCGAAUAUUCCAAUGCCAUCCGAUGUGAAGAGGUGGUGCGUUCCGAAACCAAACGCCGAUGUCAUGGCACUGCAGGAAAACAUCGAGUAUGGCUGCGCGCAGGGCAUUGACUGCAAUCCGAUACAACCGGGUGGUGCAUGCUAUCAUCCAAACACUGCACAAGCCCACGCUGCUUACGUUAUGAACGAGUACUACCAAUCUUUUGGAAGGAAUUCGUUUGACUGUGAUUUCGGACGGACCGGAGUGAUCUCCACCAUUGAUCCAAGCUAUGGAAACUGCAUGUAUAGAUCCUGAUGAUAACGUGGCAAUGAAAGAAGGAACUACAAAAUUGCACUGGGCCUUCUUCUAAGCCGUAGAAGAACUUUUCUACCGUAAGUAUGGCUCUAGUUUUUUCUUUUUCCCUCUCUCUCCUAUGUUGUUGUGUAUGCUGGACUUUGUAAGGGUUUUCCGUGCAAAGUUACCAUUAGUAACCUUUUUUUUUUUUUGAAAAAAACUGUGUGUAACCUUACAUCCUCAUCGAUGUAUUUAAUUUACUAAUUAGAAAUACUGAGAUUAUCCA